Molecule: messenger RNA, 330 nt
Organism: Echinostoma caproni
Lineage: Eukaryota; Metazoa; Platyhelminthes; Trematoda; Plagiorchiida; Echinostomatidae
Source: the annotation of a GenBank genome assembly
AUGCAUGUGAGGUUCAUACCGCGCAACCCACCGAAGCAGCCACCGUUUCGUAAUGUACUCCAAGGAGAGGGAACAGCUGACAAGAUUUUGUCUGAACCCGGGAGAGAUAUUUUCAAAGCGUUGAGUGUAUCAGUCCCAGAAAGCCAAUCAAAAAACGGAUUGAAUCCGGAGACAUGUGCUGAGGCAAGUCGCGCAUUGCAAUCUCUGCAAAAAAUGCACAUUCAUCGACGUCGGGAUCAACUUCGCCCAAUCUUAGCCCGAGAAGAGGCAUGUUUGAAUGAGGAGUUGCGCAAGCGGUUUGGAGCAGUCACAAAUUAUGCGUCAUAUUAA